UUUUAUUUAAUGAGAGGGAGGAACGCCAUUUACUCAUCUCAGUGGGCGUACCUGGGAGCAUGCAUCCCGUGAUUGGUGGUGAAGAGAGUGGCGCGUGCUCCCUCUUCUCUCUCGCACUCAAAAGCCAGAAGUAAAAGCUAAAAAGCGCCGCCUCACCACCACCAGGCCCGCUUCCUCUCUGGAGAAGGAGUAAUUAGCAGCAUGGCAAUGCCAAAGGAGCAAUUUUUCCUUAUUCUCAUCUCCUUCUCUUCCCUCAUAUACCCCUCCCAGUCCAGACUCUCCUACAACUACUACUCCAAAUCCUGUCCAAACUUCAACAAAAUCAUGCAAGAAACAGUAACCAGCAAGCAGAUCACCAGCCCCAGCACCGCAGCUGGCACUCUCCGCCUCUUCUUCCACGACUGCUUAACCAAUGGCUGCGAUGCCUCCAUCCUCAUCUCCUCCACCCCUUUCAACUCCGCCGAGCGUGAUGCUGACAUCAACCUUUCCUUACCCGGCGACGCCUUCGACCUUGUCACUCGCGCCAAGACCGCCCUCGAGCUCUCCUGCCCCAACACCGUCUCCUGCGCCGACAUCCUCGCCACCGCGACCCGCGAUCUCGUAACCAUGGUCGGUGGCCCUUUCUACAAUGUCCUCCUCGGGCGCAAAGAUUACCGCAUCAGUAAAUCUUCGUAUGUUGAAGGAAAUCUGCCAAGACCCACCAUGCCUAUGUCUAAAAUUAUCAGCUUGUUUGCUGCUAAAGGUUUCGGUGUCCAAGAAAUGGUGGCACUGAGCGGUGCUCAUACAAUUGGUUUCUCUCAUUGCAAGGAGUUCAAGAGUUAUUUGUAUAACGACACGCAUUAUAAUCAGAGAUUUGUUCAGGCGUUGCGAAAUGCUUGUGCGGAUUAUCCAAAGAACCCAACUCUGUCGGUGUUCAAUGAUAUAAUGACACCAAAUAACUUUGAUAAUAAGUAUUUUGAUAAUUUGGGUAAAGGGUUGGGGCUAUUAGAGUCAGAUCAUGGGUUACAUAACAACCCAAUGACAAAUCCUUUUGUGGAGAUUUAUGCCAAGGAUGAGAAGAAAUUCUUUCAGGAUUUUGCGAGAGCCAUGGAGAAGCUGAGUGUUUAUGGGAUCAAGACCGGGAGGAGAGGCGAGAUUAGGCGCAGGUGUGAUGCCAUUAAUUAACUCAGCCCUCUCUUUUCCAUAUUUUUAAUUAUUGAUUGUGAUUGAGAAGAGAGUGAUUUUAGAUGAUGCAUGGUGUUUUGUUUUUGCUAUUACAAUUCUUUCUUUUUCUUGAUAAUCUGUGUAUUCCAAUGUUUGCACCAGUUGCAGGAGCAUGAUAAUUUAUAUGAUAUCAAAGCUUUAUUAUA
This is a messenger RNA of Populus euphratica (Euphrates poplar), 1349 nucleotides long. RefSeq names its product peroxidase 31-like. The transcript is spliced from 2 exons. Gene Ontology annotation, biological process: response to oxidative stress; hydrogen peroxide catabolic process. The coding region runs from base 202 to 1164 and encodes 320 amino acids. The record is from RefSeq and is a predicted model, not a curated record. Gene Ontology annotation, molecular function: peroxidase activity; heme binding. Lineage: Eukaryota; Viridiplantae; Streptophyta; Magnoliopsida; Malpighiales; Salicaceae.